Messenger RNA from Microbotryum saponariae, 2946 nucleotides. Lineage: Eukaryota; Fungi; Basidiomycota; Microbotryomycetes; Microbotryales; Microbotryaceae. The record is from the annotation of a GenBank genome assembly.
AUGUCAUCUACAACAGCCCCUCCAGAUACACGAAUUCAACUGCUCUUAGACGAUGUGCUCGAGAUUCCAGAUGAGCAAUUCGCCGCUAUGUCUCCUGUUGCCGAGCUCACUGUCGGCGAGCUUCUCGCGUUCGAAUUUACCCGGCCUGACCUGACCGCAACGCUCACCGUAUCCGAAUUCGAGCCAACAUUUCAUCAGCAUCAGAUUCGCCCCAAUAGCACCACCCGCGCAUUAUUCAACAAAACUCACGAUCUUCGAGAAUUGUACGCCUCCGGCUAUCGAUCCAUCGAGGUUCGAUCCCCUUGCACGUCGAUAGUGGAACACAUGCCAAUCGGUUCCGAAGCAUUCUGGCAACAUCUGGACUCUGUCGAGCAGCUGAAGUCAACCAUCUCGGAUAACGUUGAUUGGCUAAGCAAUGUUGAGGUCAAUGACAAACGCGACGCCGCGUACAUCAAGCUGGCAAGCGCCUUGCUUGUUGCAUUUCGAACCCCUUCACUGCAAUUGAGAAAAGUUGCUCAUCACGUCGGCGUCUGCAUGCACCACAGUGCACUAUAUUUACACAAAGCCGUCACCAGCAAUGCCUCACUGCAGUGUUGAGAGCACCGAAUCCCUCGGACUCGUCUCCAACAUCGUGAUUCAGGAGCUCUUCCCUACGCAAGCCAGUUCCGGAGUCUUCACCAAUCGCAACAGCAGCGGCCAAGCUCGAAUCUUCUUCUUGAAUGGUCACCGGGUCGUCAGCUGCCUUGACACCUACAACUCGAGCAUGCAGACCGUUGAGCCCCCAGCUGGUUUUGGGUUCGACGGCCACACUUGGCGAGUCCUGGACCCACAGGCGCAAGCGCGAUAUUCCCAGCUGCAAAGCUUCAAAGGGGUCCUUGCAGCGUCCUUGGUCCCGAUUCGGAAGGGACUUGCGCAUGCUGGCGAGGAGAGGGGCAAUGCAGACGGAGGGAGCCGAGCCGAUAAGCGGUCGGUGACGUUGAGGUCGGAUCGAGACGGCCGCCUUACAACCUCCGCGUCGUCGGAGCGAUUUUUCGUAUUUCUGGCUGUUGGAGAGCGAUUUUGGGGCAAUUUCACGACAUUGAAUUUUUCAUGUUUUCGGAACUCUUCCAAGGUACGACUGAAAAUAGGUACAAAUCGACCCCUCAGACACCUCAUCCCGAUGUACAAAUCUGCCAAAAAUCGCCGUUUUUCGAGACGCACAUUGGGCUGAGCUUUCAAGCACAGUGCCCUCGGCCAUCGCUCUCCAUCGCCGGACAACACCGAGCCGUGAAAUCGGUCGAACUCCGUCAUUGCUCGUCUCGCGUCUGCCGCUUUCGCGCGGCGCCUCUGCAUUUGCUUUCCCUUCCCCCAUCCGUUCAAGACCCAUCAACUUGCUACCAUGGCACCCUCCCAUGCGCCUCUGUCCUUAGGUGGCUGGGUGACACUCAUCGUCCCGACGGCUGUCGUCUGGGCGCUGACACCGUUGAGCUGGGUGCUCGUCCCGUACCACCACUUGGUCUUAUCAAAAUCGCAGCGAGUCGCGUGGACGUCGAAAUACUGGUACCUCUUCCUGCUGUACCAUGCCUACUUGGACAUCCCCUUCUCGGUCUUCCUCUUCUGGCUCACCAAGAAGGCGCAACGGCCCAAGGAGCUCGUUCACCCCGGACCAGACGAGAUGCGACGGAUCUUUCUCGAGUGUCUUGAAGUUGGCGCCAAGCUCAAGGAGCGACAAGUCGGCGUCCGUAAGCCCCGCACAAUGAAGACUUCUCUGACAAAGGAAGAAGUCGAUGAGAUGGGCGCCGAGGUUAUGCGGCUCAAGUUCCGUCAGUGGUUCAGAGGCCGCCCUCCCCUAUCCGAAAUCUACCGCGCCAACGCGAUCGAGUGGAUUGCUUGGGCAGUGGCCAACGCUAGACCAGAAGACGUCGUAUCUGGAUCAGAUGCGGAUGUUUUGAUCAACGAAGGCAUCGAGUGGAUGCAACACCGAUUGCACCACGACUUCACCCCCGGGCGUAACCCAAAGGUCGAGUCGAUCCGGCUGACAAUGGAUUCGGUCCGAGCGGCGCAUCGACCCGUCGGCUACUACAUCGUCUGCAACUCGGUCACUCUGCUCACGUAUGCUUGGCUUCUCACCAAUGGAUGCCGCUACGAGCGAUACGGCGAAUGCGCGUACAUCACACGCGGCGCUCGACCGGACAAGCGCUCAAAAACUUCGGCCGGUCUUCCCAUUCUGUUUGUUCAUGGUCUUGGAAUCGGACUCGGGCAAUGUGAGUUGGUUCGCACCGUUGGCUAAGCUCUAGAUGCUUCUCCAACUCGGUCCUGAUCAAAACCAUUUCUUCAGAUCUUGAUUUCUUGCGCCGGUUCUUGGCACAGCCUCAGCCAAUCAUGAUUCUCAUUCAACCCAACAUUUCGACACAAAUCUUCCACCGUCACUUCCUUCACCCGCCGAGCAAGGAUGAGCACGUCGCCUCUUUCAAAGCCAUCUGCGCCGCCAAAGGCUACACCGAAUGCACUAUCCUCAGUCACAGCAAUGGCACAAUGGUUCAUGCGUGGCUGCUUCGAGGUGCCAAGGAGCUCUGUCGCCGCAACGUCCUCGCCGAUGCAGUCUCGUUCUGCCUCUGGCAAGGCGACGUGUGCUACUCGUUCCUACAUCAACCGUGGCGCGAGACGAUGGAGGUCUUGUUGGGCUACUUUGUCGCCCGCGAACUUGGUACCGCGCACACCAUCUGUCGCAACUUUAUCUGGUCCGACAUGCUGUUGAUGGAGCGCGACCUACCGCGAACCGACCCGGCCUCGCUGCAGAUCAUUCUCGCCGAGCGCGAUUUCCUCAUUGAUGCGGACGCGGUGGUGGCAUACUUGCACGAAUCUGGCAUUAGUGAUGAUUGUAUCACGUGCGUCAAGGGUGCGCAACACGGCGCCGCUCUUAUUGUGCACGAAGAAGGUAUGAGGAAGGUGUUGGCAUCGCUAUGA